Messenger RNA from Humulus lupulus (European hop), 1544 nucleotides. Its product is annotated as TLC domain-containing protein At5g14285-like. Lineage: Eukaryota; Viridiplantae; Streptophyta; Magnoliopsida; Rosales; Cannabaceae. The coding region runs from base 369 to 1088 and encodes 239 amino acids. Gene Ontology annotation, cellular component: membrane. The transcript has 2 exons. The record is from RefSeq and is a predicted model, not a curated record.
CCUUUAAGAUAACAGAAUAACGUGUCAUCAUAUGACCAAGUUGUCCAACUCACUUUUUUCUACCUUCAAGAAGAGAACAUAUAACGUCACUUUCACUCCAAAAUCCACGGUUCUGAUUUUUCUAACACCAAUUCAAUAAUAAUUCCAAAUUAGUUAAGCGUUUCACACACUAAUAAUAAAUUAUAACAUUUAAGAAAAUAUGUUUUCAAUACGUGACAACCUCAAACACCUCAUUCUUUCACUCCAAAUCCACAACUGAUAAACUUGAAUCUAUGAUUGGUUUCCUACUCAUAUCCCCCUCUAUUCAAUAUCCCAAAUCUUCAAACUUUAAAAGCCAUGAACCUCUCAUUUUUUGAAUUGAAUUUCUAAUGGAGACACUAAAUCUCUUCACCCCAACAUUAGCCACAUUCUUCACCAUUUUUCUACUCAUAUAUGCAGUUGCAUACUUUGUCCUUUGCCGCAACUGGGGUCCAAAAAAUAUUGCAGAAGCAACAAGCUGUGUAAUCUCUCUGGCUCAUGGAACUCCAUCUGUUUUAUUAGCUCUAAAUGCACUAACCAAAUCCCACAUGCCACUUUCUUCUUUUGCCUCUCCAAACACCAAUUCACAGAACAUUGUGCUUGACUACAGUAUAGCUUACUUUUCAGUUGAUCUUCUUCACUACCUAGUCUUUUUCCCAACUGAUAUUCUCUUCAUAAGCCAUCACUUGGCCACCCUUUACGUGUUCAUGACCUGUCGUUUCGUGGUUCAUCAUGGCGCCUCGGCUCUUCUGGUACUCCUUGUUCUUGCUGAGGCCACCAGUCCUUGCCAAAACGUGUGGAGCCUCGCUUAUUUAAAGAAGGCCGGUGCACCUGCAGCUUUGAAACUGUACAAGUUUCUUUCUCCUCGCUUUUAUGCUUUCUAUACAGUUUUCAGGGUAGUUCUUGGACCUUUGUUUGUGUUGAAGAUGGUGGUUUUUUAUCUGAGUGGGGCUGCUGAUAGCUCAACUCCAAAAUGGGCAUGGAUUUCUUGGAUGGUUGUUAUUACUACUGCUAUAUUUGAAUUAAUUAGUAUUUUGGCACUUGGAAACAAAGAAAAAAAAAAUAAAUAAAAUUGAAGAAAGAAAUGGAAAUGUGGCAUUUUUGAAAUGAGGAAGCCCACUUUUCGGCCCAAGCCCAGCAGCAGCUUCCUCUUGCUCAACCGCCAGUUGUCGCCUUCCCAGUGCGCCACCUGUCCACCUGCUUCAUCACCUCAUUCCUUUGCUCCAACCGUUGACUCGGUCAACCCCUCAAUAUAUUAGUCAUACCUUGCCUUUUUCUUACAGCAUCAAGUUUCAAUUCCCACGAAGGCCCAGCAGGCCCAUAUGUGUACAAACUUCAACCAUCAGCCCAACAGCUCCAGCAAGCCCAAGUGACCAUCAGCCAAACCUUCCCAACAGCCUGCCUACGUGGCACUUUCUCAUUGGUUGAAAAUGGGUCAAAACCCUCUUGUGUCACCAGCCAUAUUUUGUGGAUAUUGAGCUUUGUAAAUUGCUAUUUUGAGCUUUAAAGAUCAUGUUUUUGUGGUA